UGAUCGGAAAUAAAGACCGUAGCAGGUCAAAUUUUACAAUAUAAAUCUGUAUAUUAUGAUCAACCCCGAACGUCCUAGAAAAUUGUAUAAGAAUACAUAUAGGCUAAAUGAAGAUUUCAAAUAGGUAUUCAGACUUUGAGAUCCCAUAUCCAUUACUACUUGCCUAAGUAGACCAUGAAGUCUAGUCCGGAUACACUAUUUUCCUAUUCCAGUCCAUGAAAGAAUUUCUUUUUAAAAAGUUUUGUGGGAUGAAUCCUCGUUUAAAUCCCCUAUUUUAUAGGCCUUCCAGAAACGCCAAACUAAUCCCGGGCCAAAAAACCCUCCCCUCCCACCACGCCCUUUUAUUCUCUUUUUUAUUUUGCCACUUUCCUCUAUAAGGAAAUAGCGCCGCUUUUCACUUUUAUGUUUUUUUUCCUUCCACGCCCAUUUCAACCUCAAAAAUAUUACUUCCUUGUUUGUGCUUUUGCCACGUCAGUUUGCGUGUUUUGCACUUUACAUACAAGUCUCGAAUCGUAGAAAAGCAAAAUAAAAUAAGAAUACAAUAAAAAUACACG
This is a messenger RNA of Meloidogyne enterolobii, 554 nucleotides long. The record is from the annotation of a GenBank genome assembly. Lineage: Eukaryota; Metazoa; Nematoda; Chromadorea; Rhabditida; Meloidogynidae.